UUUAUUUUCUACUUCAACUCUUAAUACUCAAAAGACAUUUACGAGUAGCUAUUCCAAGACGUACAACCAUGGUAUCAUCAACAAGCCCAGCAUCCAAGAUGCUCGAGGGCGGGUGCCUAUGCGAAGCCGUCCGCUACACGAUAUCCUUCCCAAAAGAUCACGAUCUUUCCAACGACUCUUUGGGUUGCAUCUGCCAAUGCACCCAGUGUCGCAAACAAACGGGAAGCUUUUUCCUCGCGACUUUGACAGUCCCCGUCUCCGCCAUCGAGUGGCAGGGCGACUCGGAGGACAAGAUCAAAAGAUAUCGCAAGUCCAAGAAUAUCGCGCGGGGCUUUUGCGGCGACUGCGGCUCCUUUUUGUUCUGGCAUCCCGACGGGAAAGAUAUCAGCGUCGCGACAGGAAGCCUGGACGCUAAGUAUCUUUUUGGCGAAGGAGUAGAGGACACGAAGAGCGGAGUUCCCCAGGAGGGGUUUGCAAAGGAGAUCUUCAGUGGUCAUUUUAACGUGGAGUUUUGCGAGAGUGAGAUCAAGGGCGUGACAGAUGAUAUGCCCAUUCUUCACAAGGGAAAGCGAUGUCAAGGUGAUAGUUCCAAUUCUUGAGGCCUAAGGGAACCACCCUGAACUUUUUGGGUUCGUGUAACUAGUUUCUGUCUCUAUAAUUCUUCUCUCCAGUAUCAUCCCUCAUCAGUGGCGACAAAGAGCGCGGACGAAGCUGCGGUAGUGGAAUGCCGCCCUGUGCAUUGAUGCGACGUAUCAUGUCGCCAACCUCGGGAUAAUCAGGUUCAUCAUUAGGUCUUCUGUCAAAUAUCCUCAUCUCUAUGAUGGUGAAUGGUCUUCGUUCCC
Fusarium odoratissimum NRRL 54006 is the source of this 842-nucleotide messenger RNA. RefSeq lists its product as uncharacterized. Lineage: Eukaryota; Fungi; Ascomycota; Sordariomycetes; Hypocreales; Nectriaceae. Gene Ontology annotation, molecular function: carbon-sulfur lyase activity. The record is from RefSeq and is a predicted model, not a curated record. The transcript has a single exon. The coding region runs from base 69 to 599 and encodes 176 amino acids.